Molecule: messenger RNA, 1367 nt
Organism: Daldinia loculata
Lineage: Eukaryota; Fungi; Ascomycota; Sordariomycetes; Xylariales; Hypoxylaceae
Product: NAD(P)-binding protein
Exons: 3
Coding region: 198-1061 (287 amino acids)
Biological process (GO): phosphatidic acid biosynthetic process; triglyceride catabolic process
Cellular component (GO): endoplasmic reticulum; lipid droplet
Molecular function (GO): acylglycerone-phosphate reductase (NADP+) activity; triacylglycerol lipase activity
Source: RefSeq, a predicted model, not a curated record
AAGAAUUGGCAGGGGUGGAAAGGCCGCGACUCAGACUCAUACCACUUACAAAUCUACAAGCGUUAGGUCGACAACUUCACAGGAACUCUACAAGAGUAUUCUCUAAAUUAUUUCUAUAAAAGCACCGACAAUCCCCAUUCAUAUCAUGGCAUCCAUACACCCCAAUUCCCUAUCAACCAAAUUCUAUUUCUUAUGCAAUGUCCUUUUCACGGAGAUCGGUCUUGAUCACUGGCUGCUCCACCGGAGGCAUCGGUGCGGCAUUGGCUGAAGUUUUCCAGGAAAAGGGUUACCACGUUUUUGCAACUGCACGGAAUCCGUCGAAAAUCCCACCUACUCUCUCUCGUUCGGCAAAUGUUACGGUUCUGACUCUCGACGUACUAUCGUCAGAGUCGAUUGCUGCUGCUGUUGAAGGUGUGAAAAAGGAGACUGGCGGCACACUUGAUAUCCUUAUCAAUAACAGCGGCGGGAUUAUUCUUCUACCAGCUCUAGAUACAUCUAUGGAAGAUGGCAAAAGAUUAUUCGACUUCAAUUUCUGGGCGCCGUUCGCUAUGCUCCAAGCCUUCGCUCCUCUCCUAAUCGAGGCCAAAGGAUGCGUUGUGAAUAACUCGUCUGCUAGUGCAUAUUCUCCUAUGGCGCUUACGAGCGUCUAUAAUAGUUCGAAAGCUGCUCUUGCCAUGGCCAGCGAGACGUGGCGUCAUGAACUCCAGCCCCUUGGAGUUCGGACCGUUACUCUCAUUACCUGUGCCGUCAAGACCGGGUCCUUUGCUAAAUACCAGAGAGACGAAGUACCUGCGUCUUCGAAGUAUUACGGCAUCCGGGACUUCAUCUAUGGUUUUAGCGACGGCUGGCUUCAAGCCGGUGCUAUUAGCUCGAGGCAGUACGCAACCAAGGUUGUUAGAGAGAUCGAGAACGGCUCCACUGGGAUAGUUUGGGCCGGUACCCACGCACUCUUGCUUCGGCUAUUAUGUUGGUUAUUACCCAAGCCGCUUUUUGAUAUGGUGGUAGAGAGCGUCGUGCCUAUUUCUAGCGAGAUGGCCAAAGCUGAGCGGAAGAAAAUCUGAUAAACUGUAUACAUGAAAAUGGGUACUUAACCCUUUAAUAGGGAGGAGCAACGGCUUGUGUAUGCCAAUUGCAAUAUUUCUAUUCUCGCUCUAAUAGUUACCUUAGGUGCCUAGACCUAUACAACAAGCAUGUACGUAAACUUCUUGUUCCACAAUGAUCUCUAAGCUUGCUACCUAUAGUUUAGAGAUCGUUAUAUAUAAUAGCUUAGUUGAUCAUGUAAUUAAUACAAUGAGCUAAGUUACUGAGGCUAGCUAAAAAGGAUCAAGGCAGAGUUGGCUAAAGAACGGUGUCAUCGUCAGAAAGCA